Molecule: messenger RNA, 1668 nt
Organism: Hypoxylon trugodes
Lineage: Eukaryota; Fungi; Ascomycota; Sordariomycetes; Xylariales; Hypoxylaceae
Product: FAD/NAD(P)-binding domain-containing protein
Exons: 6
Coding region: 147-1487 (446 amino acids)
Cellular component (GO): mitochondrion
Molecular function (GO): FAD binding; sulfide:quinone oxidoreductase activity
Source: RefSeq, a predicted model, not a curated record
AGUAUUGCGUGAUUUCACGUGACCACGAAUUCUUCCUAAUUAGCAAACUAAAUAAAACUCGCCCACAAUCAGCUCCAGCACGCCGCAUUUUCAACCUUGUAUUACCCAAUCAAAAGGCCUAUCUGAAUUUACAUUUGGAUUUAGAUAUGGCAGGAGUUGCCGUGUUUCGUCCAUUGGUUAGAGCCCCAGUAAGGAGCUUGGCACGGACCUAUGCCACUUCCAUACCAUCGAAAGCCCACCAUCGUGUGGUGAUCGUUGGUGGGGGAACUGCUGGUGUAACAGUUGCUGCUCAAUUGCAACAUAACCCGGAAUUUCAAAACAAGGACAUUGCUAUUUUAGAUCCUGCGAAAACUCAUCACUACCAACCUGGAUGGACGUUAGUGGGUUCGGGCCUGAGGCCCCUGGAGGAUAUGCACAGACCUAUACAUAGUGUUAUCCCACAAGGAGUAAAACACUAUCCUCUACGCGUAUCUACUUUCGACCCCGAGAACAACGCCAUCAAGACGUCUGAAGGAGUCGACGUGUCCUACGACUACUUGAUUGUAGCACCGGGUCUCGAGACCAACUUUGCUGGUAUAUCUGGUCUUGAGCAGGCUCUACAAGAUCCCGCCAGUCAAGUGUCAUCUAUCUACUCGGAGAGAACAGUAGAACAAGUAUGGAGGAACAUCCAGGCAUCUAAGAAAGGGCCGGCUAUCUUCACUCAGCCUGCUGGCAUCAUAAAGUGUGCCGGUGCCCCUCAGAAGGUCAUGUGGAUGGCUCUCUCGCAAUGGAAGCGAGACGGUGUGCGGGAUAACAUUGAUAUCACCUUCGCGACUGGUGGUCCUGCUAUGUUCGCCGUACCGAAAUACUCGCAGGCGCUCGAGGAAUUACGUAAGCAACGCAAUGUGGAGGGCCUCUUCCAACACAACCUCGUCAAGGUGGACUCCAAGAACAAGGUGGCAACAUUCAAGAACCUAGCUGAGGGUGCGAAUGGAGCGCUUGUCGAGAGGGAGUUUGGUUUCCUUCAUGUCGUACCACCACAGAAGCCGUUUGAUUGGGUCGCGAAGUCGCAACUAGCCGAUGCCGCAGGUUGGGUUGACGUCGACAAGUCCACUACUCAACAUACCAAGUACAAGAACGUCUUCUCCCUUGGCGACGCAUCCAGUCUCCCCAACAGCAAGACUGCCGCCGCAAUCACAGCACAAGCGCCGGUCCUUAUCGACAACCUACUUGCAGUUACGAAAGGCAAGGAGCUUAAAGCUGCCUACGAUGGCUACGCAAGUUGUCCUCUCCUUACUGGCCACGGUGAGCUCAUGCUCUGCGAGUUCAAGUACGGCGGUGUCCCUAAAGAGACGUUCGCGAACAUACUCGGAGGCCAAGAAUCACCUAACAGGUUAUAUUACCACCUAAAGAAGGAUUUCUUCCCGUAUGCGUACUGGAACUACUUCGUGAAGGGCAAUUGGUAUGGACCGAGUGGAUUUUUCAAGCCUGAUAUUACGUCGAAUUAAAGUAUUCAAUCUUAGAUCUAGCGCGCAUAAGAGUCCCAUGCAUAGAGAAUUAGAUCAUUCGAACCAUGGUUACACCUGGGUGGUUGUGUAGCAUCAGUCAGCAUUUGGCCCCGUCCCCUGAUGACAGGGGGUAGAUACCUUAGGUACCUAAUACGAUUAAGGAAAUUAAAUCACGGAAAAA